This is a messenger RNA of Lucilia sericata (common green bottle fly), 1288 nucleotides long. RefSeq names its product homeobox protein goosecoid (gene Gsc). Gene Ontology annotation, biological process: regulation of transcription by RNA polymerase II. Bases 1 to 1281 code for a protein of 426 amino acids. Gene Ontology annotation, molecular function: DNA-binding transcription factor activity, RNA polymerase II-specific; RNA polymerase II cis-regulatory region sequence-specific DNA binding. The transcript is spliced from 3 exons. The record is from RefSeq and is a predicted model, not a curated record. Gene Ontology annotation, cellular component: nucleus. Lineage: Eukaryota; Metazoa; Arthropoda; Insecta; Diptera; Calliphoridae.
AUGGUGGAAACAACCUCACCUCCUAGUGGAUUAACCAUAAAACGUUGUCCCUCCAGUCCUUUAAGUGAUCAUCAUCAUCAUAAUCUGCAGCAGCAACAACAACAACACCUCCAACAACAGCAACAAUUGCAGCAAUUACAUCAGCAACAUUUACACAACUCUAUGAGCAAUCAAAAUAAUACUACGCCCCGUCAAAGUCCUCACAGUCCCGCAACACCAAAUGCUGCUUAUCUAACCACCGCCAUGCUUUUAAAUUCUCAACAAUGUGGCUAUUUGGGACAACGUUUACAAUCGGUAUUCCAGCAGCAACAACAACAGCAGCAGCAACAUACCCAAUCUCAAACCCCCUCCUCGGAUGAUGGCUCACAAUCGGGUGCCACUAUAAUCGACGAUGAUCGCAUUACUUUAAGAGAAACAGCCGUCGGUUCGGCUACUGCCACAGCCGCCGCAGCUGCCUCUAUCUUUAGCAUCGACAGCAUUUUGGGUUCCCGUUCCGCUAAUCACAAUAACAAUAAUAGCAUUAACAAUAACAAUAUCAUCAAUUCAAAACGUUCCGAUUCCCCCACAUCACCCAGUUCAAAUUCUAGCUCGGCUGCCUCUAGUCCCUUACGGCCGCAACGUGUACCAGCCAUGUUGCAGCAUCCUGGUUUACAUUUGGGUCAUUUAGCUGCUGCUGCUGCUUCUGGUUUCGCUGCCUCACCUUCGGAUUUUUUAGUUGCUUAUCCCAAUUUCUAUCCCAACUAUAUGCAUGCCGCCGCUGUUGCCCACGUAGCAGCCGCACAAAUGCAAGCACAUGUUAGUGGUCACAGUUCCAGCCUCAAUCAUAAUCAUGCACAUGCUCAUCAUUUACAUCAUGGCCAUCAUGGUCAUCAUAUGGCAGGACAUUUGGGUCAUGGACCACCACCAAAAAGAAAGCGUCGUCAUCGUACAAUUUUCACCGAAGAACAAUUGGAACAAUUGGAGGCGACUUUCGAAAAGACACACUAUCCUGAUGUAGUGUUGCGUGAGCAAUUAGCUUUAAAAGUGGAUUUAAAGGAAGAAAGAGUAGAGGUUUGGUUUAAAAAUCGUCGUGCCAAGUGGCGUAAACAGAAACGUGAGGAACAGGAACGUUUACGUAAACUGCAAGAGGAACAAUGCGGCGGUAGUGCAAAUCCCAAUAGUAAUGUUAACAAUAAUACGGGUAUAGUCAAUCUUAAAUGUACACCCGAGGAUUUUGUUACACAACUGCAAAUUAAAUCGGAUCCCAACUAUAGUGAGGGAGAUGAAUCUGAUUGGAAGUAGCAUAAGA